Messenger RNA from Sorghum bicolor (sorghum), 1116 nucleotides. RefSeq names its product pentatricopeptide repeat-containing protein At2g21090. The record is from RefSeq and is a predicted model, not a curated record. Bases 1 to 1116 code for a protein of 371 amino acids. The transcript is spliced from 3 exons. Gene Ontology annotation, biological process: RNA modification. NCBI's taxonomy places the organism in Eukaryota, Viridiplantae, Streptophyta, Magnoliopsida, Poales, Poaceae. Gene Ontology annotation, molecular function: protein binding; RNA binding.
AUGCCCGUCCCCGGCGAGCCCUCUCCUCCGGCCUCGCCUCCGCAGUACUCGGGCCUCCUCGCCGCUCUCCACAGCUGUAUAUCUGGCGGCAACGCCCCCGCGGCUGUCUCCCUCCUGCCCACCCUCGCUCGCGCCGGCCUGCGCGCGCCGUUCCCGCUCCUCACCUCCCUCGCGGGCCUGCUCCUGCUCCGCCCAGCCGCGCCGUCCUUCCCCUCCCUGGCUGGCCGCCUACUCCUCUACGUCCGCCUCGCGGGUCUCAAGCGCCUCGUCCCCUGCUCCACUCAGCUGGCUGACCGCCUCCUUUCACUUAACUUCCUCCUCGGCCGCCCGCGUGACGCACGCCGGCUGUUCACCAAAAUGCCCCGCCCCAGCGUCCAUUCCUACAACGCCAUGCUCACUGGGUACGCGCGCCUGGCACUUGCGGGACCCGCUUCUGAGGUCUUUGCUUCCAUGCCACACCGGGAACUCGUCUCUUACAAUGCUGUUAUGCUCGCGCUCGGGCGUGGCGGCGAAGCGCGGGGAGCUGUGGAGCUGUACUCCGAGCUCCGGAACAUGUACCCCUCCCUUGGGUACAGCCAUCACACCUUCUUGGCGCUCCUUGCGGCCGGCGCUGAGCUCAUGGAUAGGGAGCUUGCCAGGCAAUUCCAUGGCCAUUUGAUGGUUCUUGGGUUCUUGUCUGAUGUCAACAUUGCCAGCUCUCUUCUUGAUGUUUAUAGAAAAUGCCAUUGCGUUGAUGAUGCUAGGAACCUGUUUGACGAGAUGCAUAUCAAGGAUGUGCAUAUGUGGACGACAGUAGUUUGUGCCUGUGCUGAAGAUGGCCAGCUGACUAUUGCUCGUCAGCUCUUUGAUCAGAUGCCAGAGAGGAAUGCAUUUUCAUGGAAUGCCCUCAUCGAGGGAUAUGUUUGCCAUGGGCAGCCAAUGGACGCACUGACUAUGCGUUCACUGAAACUUGGGCAGCAGAUCCAUGGAAUGUUGCUAAGAUGUGGUUUUGAUCAAAGUGUAAUGAUCAUUAGCUCAAUCAUUGACAUGUAUUCAGAAUGCAGCUUUUUGUCUGGUGCCAUAGAGGUGUUCAGCCUAACAGGAUGCGAUUGGAUUGUUUGUCCAGAUGAUUCAUGA